Tilletiaria anomala UBC 951 is the source of this 395-nucleotide messenger RNA. RefSeq lists its product as uncharacterized. Lineage: Eukaryota; Fungi; Basidiomycota; Exobasidiomycetes; Georgefischeriales; Tilletiariaceae. The transcript has a single exon. The record is from RefSeq and is a predicted model, not a curated record. Bases 111 to 353 code for a protein of 80 amino acids.
UUACGUAGUGAAUACGGAACUUGAAAUUGCAGAAUCGGGUAUACAUACUCAAUCACUGGAAGUCUUGUUCACUUUUGCGGCGCCAGCGAAGACCCCGCCUUUCUAUAUGUAUGUUACAUGCUGUGUGCAUUUUUAUAGUUUGCAGCAAUUUAUCGUUUACAUGCAAAGCGUGGACAUUUUCCGGUCGCCUGCAACAGAGGAAAGGCAGUUUCUGGCGGCCAAUGAGCAUAAUGUGCAAGCAAAUGCGUGGGAAGGGAUUGUAUAUGUAUGUACGCCAGGCUAUGCGCCUCGGUGCGUCAGGCCACCAGUUGGACGGCCAGGCAAGACAGUUUUCUAAACAAAACAAGCGUUGACCCAGUAGGGCGAGAUUAGCCAAAUACUUGUAAUAAUAAUAG